AUGUCUGAUAUUAAUAUUUAAUAAGUUAGAAUACCCUUUUCUUAUGAAAUAAUUAGAGAAAGUUCUAUCAAAUAAAAUGAAUACAGUAGUGCAAUAGCAAUAAGUAAAGAUAAUUUACUGGUUUUGGCGACUUCUGACAAGGCUAUAAAAGUUUAUUAAUUUAGAUUGGGAAAGCUUAAGCAGUUUCAACAUUUAAAUAUGUUUAGAAAAGAUGCCACAGCUAUUAGUUUAUUUGAAAAAUCAUCCUUGUUUAUCACUGGCUCUAUAGACUCAACCAUUCGCAUCUCUUCAACUACUUUAUUCUCUUCAGCUAAAUAUAUUUAAUAAUUAUAUGGGCAUACUAGUUGGAUUUCAAAUUUAAUUAUUCAUCCUAUUGAUUAAGAUGUUCUAUUCUCAAGUUCUAAUGAUAGUCAAAUAAGAGUAUGGCAAAAAAUGUAGAGUUGGUGUUGUUGUUAAUUAAUAAAAGAGCAUAAAAAUGAUGUGAAAGGAUUAUCUAUAAGCAAAAAAGGCAAUCAAUUGUUAUCUUGCUCGGAGGACUUGCAAAUCUUGAUUAUGGAACCAGUAAGCAGUAAAAAUUAUUUGCUUUGGCAGAUAGUCUAGAAAAUAAAUGUCGAUUAUUAAGGUUAUCGUAUAUGUUCUAUUGAUGAUAGUAUAUUCACAUUUUAAUAGGAUUCAUAAAAUUAAAUGCAAAUUUACUCAAAAGAUGAAAAUGGAUUGUAUCGUAAAACUGGAUGCCUUGAUGUUGCAGGUGGUGGAUAAUCAUGCGAUUUUUUAUUUCCAUCUAUUUAUCAUUCUAGCAAAUAGCUUUUGAUCGUUAAAAAUGGAUAUGUGAUAAAUAUAAUACGAUUCUGUAAAGAAAUUCCAGUAAAUAACCAAAAUACAUCUUAAUUUCUUUUAGAAUAAGUCAUAGACUUUGGAAGUAAUUCUUAUGGACAUAUUUGGGGAACACUGAGUUAAGAUCAAGAAUACUUGAUAACUUGGGAUUGUGAUUCACAGGAAAUAUAAAUAAGGAAAUUUUAAGAGUAGUGA
Paramecium octaurelia is the source of this 1029-nucleotide messenger RNA. NCBI's taxonomy places the organism in Eukaryota, Ciliophora, Oligohymenophorea, Peniculida, Parameciidae. The record is from the annotation of a GenBank genome assembly.